AUGGUCACAUCGAACAUCUAUCACAGAUCACAGUCUAAAAAAGAUUCUGUUCUGUACAGACCUCAGCCAAGGCAUGAUAUUCGAGAACAUCAGCUGAGACGUUUCAUUGAGGAGAAAUUCGGAGUAAAAAUAGAUUCAUAUUCAGCGUUCCAUAGAUGGAGUUGCGAGAACUACGCGAAAUUUUGGGAGGCUCUACUAAUUUUUACUGGUAUUAAGCUUGGCUCGAGCUAUGAUACAGUGGUGGACACGAGUAUGCGCAUAACGGAUUUUCCUCGUUGGUUCAGUGGUGCCACUCUCAACUACACCGAGAAUUGUCUUCGUGGAAAAGACGAGGAUUGCUUAUCUAUAUACUCUACUUCGUUUUCAAAUUCAGGAAUCAAGCCUGCUGAUGUCAUAUGUGGUUUCCUUCCAAAUUCAUAUCAGACUAGCGUUGCUAUGUUUGCCACUGCUGCCAUAGGCGCUACGUGGUGCAGCGUUUCAGUAGACUUUGGUCCAUGUGGGGCUGUUGAUAGAUUUAAACAGGUGAACCCGAAAGUGCUGUUCACCGUUGAAGCCGUAACUUAUAAAGGGAAGACUCAUGAUCUGACGGAAAAGUUGAACUUGAUUGUUCCAGGAAUUCCAUCACUUGCUAAGGUGGUACAGAUCAACAAUCUGAACUCCACUAUCGAUUUCAACAAAUAUCAGCAUGGAGAGAAAUACGAAAGCUUCGAUUGCAUUUUGAAUUCGGUGAAAUGCGUUCCACAUCCUUUUGUUUUCGAAAAGGUACCUUUCUCUCAUCCGCUUUUCGUUAUGUUUUCUAGUGGAACAACUGGUAUUCCUAAGGCAAUGAUUCAUACCACUGGAGUACUUUAUUAUGUGGUCUAUUUUUUUUUUUGGAAAAUCAACGUCAUUGUUAAGGGAACACUGUUAAAACACGUAGAGGAACACUUAAUCCAGGCUAAUAGUCAGUCUUGCGACCGUAUGCUGUUCUAUACCACUUGUGGAUGGAUGAUGUGGAAUUGGGUCAUGUCGUUUCUUUUCUGCGGUGGAUCCAUCGUUUUAUUCGAUCAAAGUCCACUUGAGCCUGAUCCGCACAUCAUUUUGAAGGUCACGUCUGUAUCAAAAGCCACCAUUAUUGGAAUGGGAGCUAAGAUGUACGAUGAGUACGCAAAAAUGAAUGUUGAUUUCCGUAAGUUCUAUAAAUCCAUACGGAGUGACAAUUUCGACGAUCCAGCAGUUUUAAACGCGUCUCUUAUUUCACUCUACUGCUGGGGUUAG
Messenger RNA from Angiostrongylus costaricensis, 1257 nucleotides. NCBI's taxonomy places the organism in Eukaryota, Metazoa, Nematoda, Chromadorea, Rhabditida, Metastrongylidae. The record is from the annotation of a GenBank genome assembly.